Molecule: messenger RNA, 14057 nt
Organism: Pelobates fuscus (common spadefoot toad)
Lineage: Eukaryota; Metazoa; Chordata; Amphibia; Anura; Pelobatidae
Gene: UNC80
Product: unc-80 homolog, NALCN channel complex subunit
Exons: 64
Coding region: 124-10212 (3362 amino acids)
Biological process (GO): monoatomic cation homeostasis
Cellular component (GO): axon; cation channel complex
Molecular function (GO): monoatomic cation channel activity
Source: RefSeq, a predicted model, not a curated record
AUAACAGGAGCGGACAUCUUCCCGGGAGCUGGGAGAGCUGAGAGCAGGGGCUGCGGCCAGCUGGGGGGGCUUCUCCAGGACUGCGGGGAGCAAAGCAGGGGCAGAAGGCUCAUAACUGCCGAGAUGGUGAAGAGGAAGAGCUCAGAGGGCCCGGAACAAGAAAGGCACCGAGGGAUCCCCCUUCCCAUACAGAUCUUCCUAUGGAGACAAACAAGUGCGUUUUUGAGACCAAAGCUUGGCAAGCAAUAUGAAGCUUCCUGUGUGUCUUUUGAGAGAGUUCUGGUUGAGAACAAGUUACAUGGCCUCUCUCCUGCACUAUCUGAAGCCAUCCAGAGCAUCUCCCGCUGGGAACUGGUCCAGGCUGCGCUCCCACAUGUGUUACACUGUACGGCCACCCUUCUGUCCAACAGAAACAAACUAGGACAUCAGGAUAAAUUAGGUGUUGCAGAAACAAAACUGCUUCAUACCCUUCACUGGAUGCUCCUGGAAGCUCCACAAGAUUGCACCUAUGAUAGAUUUGGUAGUGAUCGGAGCUCCAGCUGGGGUGGAGGCAGUAGUGCUUUUAUCAAUCAAGAAAAUCAAGCUUCUCCAGGACAGUCUAGGCCCAGUAACACCAAUGAGGAGGAUGAGAACACUCGAAGGAUAUUCUUACAGAACUCUAUGGCAACAGUGGAACUAUUUGUGUUCUUGUUUGCUCCUCUGGUACACAGGAUUAAGGAAUCAGACCUGACCUUUCGCUUGGCAAGUGGGCUGGUGAUCUGGCAGCCAAUGUGGGAACAUAGACAUCCUGAAGUUCCUGCGUUCACGGCACUAGUGAAACCUAUUCGCAACAUCAUAACAGCAAAACGAAGUUCACCGUGUAACAGUCAAAAUCAAGUACUGGAAUCUCCCAAGGUGGAUGUAAGACCCACACAGAAGGGUUUUGAUGUUGUGUCAGAAGUGUCUCAGCUAGACUCCAUCUCCCCUCGACCUACUGUUUCCAGCUGUCAGAGGGCCAACUCUUUUGAUGGAUGUACCACCUCCCAAGCACACGAGAGAGGUCCUAUCUUUCCAAGAGCAUCUUUGGUAAUCCCACCUUGCCAAAAAUCUCGUUAUGCCACUUAUUUUGAUGUGGCUGUCCUAAGAUGCCUUUUGCAGCCACACUGGUCAGAGGAGGGUACUCAGUGGUCCCUCAUGUAUUACCUGCACCGGCUCAGACACAUGUUAGAAGAGAAGCCAGAAAAAUCUCCAGAACCUGAUGAACCUCCACUUCCUCGACCACGUAGCAGCUCCAUGGUGGCAGCAGCCCCUUCUCUUGUGAACACUCACAAAACCCAGGAUCUAACUAAGUGUAAUGAAGAGGACAGAUCCUUAGGGACUGAACCCUAUGCCAAAGUCUCAUUGACAAACCUCCGACGUUCUGCAAUUCCUGACCUUUCCACAGAUAUCGGGAUCAACAUCUUCAAGAAGUUUAAAAGUCGUCGGGAGGAUAGGGAGCGUAAAGGUUCCAUCCCAUAUCAUCAUCAGGGAAAAAAGCGUCAGCGCAGAAUAGGGGUGCCUUUUCUACUGCACGAAGACCACUUGGAUGUAUCCCCGACUCGCAGCACGUUUUCCUUCGGGAGUUUUUCCGGCAUUGGAGAAGACAGACGCACUAUUGAAAAGGCGGGUUGGCAGACCACAAUACUAGGUAAAUUCACCAGACGUGGGAGUUCUGACACAGCCACAGAAAUGGAGAGCCUGAGUGCACGGCAUUCUCACUCCCAUCACACUUUACUGAGUGAUCUACCUGACCACUCGAACAGCCACGGAGAGAAUACUGUUAAAGAGGUAAGGUCCCAAAUCUCCACUAUAACAGUGGCUACUUUCAACACCACUUUGGCAUCUUUCAAUGUGGGCUAUGCUGACUUUUUCACCGAGCACAUGCGAAAACUGUGCAACCAAGUACCCAUCCCCGAACUGCCGCAUGAACCACUGGCUUGCGCCAAUCUUCCGCGAAGCUUGACCGACUCUUGCAUUAACUACAGCAGUCUGGAGGACAAUGAUCACAUCGAUGGAACCAACAACUUUGUGCACAAAAAUGGAAUGCUGGAUCUCUCGGUUGUACUUAAAGCUGUAUAUCUCGUCCUGAACCAUGACAUCAGUUCUCGAAUAUGUGAUGUGGCCUUGAAUAUCGUUGAUUGCUUGCUUCAGCUUGGAGUAGUUCCCUGUGUGGAGAAGAAGAGGAAGAAGAGUGAAAAUAAAGAGAAUGAAUCUUCCUCCUUGUCAGGAUCGGCAUCAGUUUCUGGGGAGAAGAGACAGAGCGAGGGGAACUUUCAGAUAAAAGGAGCAGCAAGGGGAUCAAGUUGUGGAUUCGGAGGAACAUCCAGUGGGGGAGCCAGUGGAGGGGGAGGUGGAGGGGAUGGUGGAAGUGGUGGAGAUGGAUAUUUUGACAAGAGUGACAAAAACAAUGACAAGGAUGAGAAUGUCCCAGUUACAACUCACAAGUUGGCUCUUACUAUGCUUAUCAAGCUGGUGAAAUCUCUGGGUUGUGCUUAUGGUUGCGGAGAAGGACACAGAGGGCUGUCUGGUGAUCGCUUAAGGAAUCAGGCCCAGAGCUGCCUUACUAAGCUUUAUAAACUGGAUAAGGUACAGUUCCGUCAGACUAUGAGAGAUUAUGUGAACAAGGAUUCUCUCAAUAACGUGGUGGACUUUCUGCAUGCUCUCCUUGGGUUCUGUAUGGAGCCUGUUACUGACAACAGAGCUGGGUUUGGAAACAAUUUUGCCACAAUGGACAACAAGUCUACAGCUCAGGGUGUGGAGGGAAUCAUCGUUAGUUCUAUGUUCAAGUCCCUGAUUACACGUUGUGCUUCAACUACUCAUGAACUUCACAGUGCAGAGAACUUAGGCCUGUACUGUGAUAUUCGACAGCUGGUACAGUUUAUUAAGGAGGCACAUGGGAAUGUUUUUCGAAGGGUGGCUCUUAGUGCCCUUCUGGACAGUGCAGAGAAGCUGACACCCGGGAAAAAAUCAGAUGAUGCGGAACAAGACCAUAGACCAUCAGGAAGCAAAAGACCAGAAGAAGGGAGUGCUCCUGAAAAGGGCCGUGUAUCCUAUGCGCCCGAGGAGUGCAGAAGCUACAUCUCUAGUCACCCCCCGCAGUCUCCAGAGCAUAAUGCAGAGAAUCUAAAUGUUCAUCCCGAUCUAUCUCGCAGUGAUGAGCAAAUGCAAGGCGCUGGGCUGGGACGCAAAGAUUUCUGGCGCAAAAUGUUUAAAUCCCAGAGUGCGGCCAGUGACACCAGCAGCCAAUCAGAACCAGACACUUCGGAAUGUACCACGGCUCACUCUGGCAACACCAAUGAAAGGAGGUCACGUUCCAGAUCACGCAGGAUCUCACUUCGUAAAAAGCUUAAAUUACCACUGGGUAAUUGGUUGAAACGUUCGUCUCUUUCUGGGCUGACUGAUGGGGUUGAAGAUUUUUUGGACAUCAGUUCGGUUGACAGACUCUCAUUCAUCAGACAGAGCUCCAAGGUGAAGUUUACCAGUGCUGUAAAGCUAUCUGAGGCCGGACCUGGAACAGGAUUGGACAGUGGAAGGGAUGAAGAAGAAAAUUUUUUCAAGCGUCUUGGUAAAUGGCGCUCAAGCAGAAGGAAUACAUCCAGGCUUCAUCACACAGAAGAAAAAGAUGGGUGUCACAGUUUUGAUGACCAUAUGACAUCCAAUCAGGAGGCUGGGAAAAGUAAAAAUGUAGUCAACUUGGGCGCCAUAAGGCAAGGAAUGAAACGUUUCCAGUUUCUACUCAACUGCUGUGAACCAGGGACCAUACCUGAUGCUUCGAUUCUGGCUGCAGCACUAGAUCUGGAAGCGCCUGUGGUGGCCAGGGCUGCCCUUUUCCUAGAAUGUGCUCGCUUUGUCCAUCGUUGUAACCGGGGAAAUUGGCCGGAAUGGAUGAAGGGACAUCAUGUCAAUAUUGCCAAAAAGGGUCUCUCCCGUGGUCGUUCCCCCAUUGUGGGUAAUAAACGCAACCAGAAAUUGCAAUGGAAUGCAGCCAAGCUCUUCUACCAGUGGGGAGACGUAAUAGGUGCUCGCCUUAAUGAGGUUUGUCACAGUGAAAGCGAAAGUCCAGCGAACCUGCUGGGUCUUAUCUAUGAUGAAGAAACCAAGAGGCGACUGAGGAAGGAGGAUGAGGAAGAAGACUUUUUAGAUGACAGUAAGGAGACUCCCUUUACUACAAGAAACCCUGCUUGUUCCGUAAACCCGACAAAAUGUGGCUGUCCGUUUGCAUUGAAGAUGUCUGCGUGUCAGUUACUUCUGGAAAUCACCACCUUCUUACGAGAGACGUUUCCUUGUCUGCCAAGACCCCGUGCCGAGCCUCUUGUGGACCUAGACACUUGCCGUCUACGCUUAGAUCCAGAGAUGGACCGCCAUAGGUAUGAGAGGAAGAUCAGUUUUGCUGGGAUCUUAGAUGAGAACGAAGAUUCGAAGGACUCUCUGCAUAGCAGCAGCCACACACUUAAAUCAGACACAGGGUGUGAGGAGAAGAAAGUUCCCAGCAGGAAGAUCAGGAUAGGAGGCUCCCGCCUGCUCCAGAUUAAAGGAACCCGCAGUUUCCGGGUGAAGAAAGGAGGCUCCCUGUCCAGCAUUCGCCGGGCCGGCAGCCUAAAGAGCACCAAACUAACACGACAGGACUCAGGGUCCGAGAAUGAGGACAUCCAACUGUCACAGAGCAGGGAUACUGUUACUGACAUAGGUAACCCAGAGGAGAGGAUCCAACGGGAAGGGAGCCCAUGGAGCACUAGUGAGCCAAGUAUUGAGCCAGAAGGAGGCAACAUUGGCACAGAAGAAAGCUACCAUCGCAACAUGUCUUGGCUGCAUGUAAUGAUCCUUUUAUGCAACCAGCAGAGCUUCAUUUGCACCCAUGUGGACUACUGCCACCCUCACUGCUACCUUCAUCACAGUCGCUCCUGUGCAAGAUUGGUCAGAGCCAUCAAACUACUCUAUGGAGAUACAGUAGAUUCUCUCAAAGAAGACAAUCUAGGUUGUAGCUCUGGUCUUAGGGGCAAAAAGGUGAAAGAGUGCUCCGAUAAAUCUUGUCUUCGAACGCCAUCUCUGAAGAAGAGAGUGACAGAGGCCAACUUAGAGGGCAAGAAAGACAGCGGGAUGCUGAAAUACAUAAGGCAGCAGGUUAUGAGCUUGUCUCCAGCUCCUCUGUCCUUGCUAAUAAAAGCAGCUCCAAUCCUAACCGAGGAGAUGUACGGAGACAUUCAGCCAGCUGCCUGGGAGCUUCUCCUGAGUGUUGAUGAACACAUGGCUGGAGCUGCAGCUGCCAUGUUCCUGCUGUGUGCCGUGAAGGUUCCGGAUGCAGUCUCAGAUAUGCUUACUUCUGAGUUCCAGCAUCCAGAAACAGUACAGAGACUCAAUGCUAUACUGAAGUUCCAUACUCUCUGGAGGUUCAGGUACCAGGUCUGGCCUCGGAUGGAGGAAGGUGCACAGCAGAUAUAUAAGAUCCCACCUCCAAGUAUUAACUUCACCUUACCAUCUCCUAUUCUGGGAAUGCCUUCGGUUCCGAUGUUUGACCCACCCUGGGUUCCUCAGAGCAGUGGAAGUGUCCAGGACCCAAUUAAUGAAGACCAAUCAAAAUCGUUUUCAGCGCGUGCAGUAUCUCGUUCUCACCAAAGAGCUGAGCACAUUCUCAAAAACCUUCAGCAAGAAGAGGAGAAGAAAAGGUUGGGAAGAGAGGCCAGUCUGAUAACAGCCAUCCCAGUCACCCAGGAGGCUUGCUAUGAACCAACCUGCUCCCCUAACUCUGAGCAAGAGGAAGAAGUAGAAGAAGCCACCAAUCUGAACUCUCGUCGCCUAUCAGUGAGUCCAUCUUGUACCUCCAGUACUUCACAUCGUAACUACUCCUUCCGCCGGGGGUCUGUAUGGUCCAUACGCUCUGCUGUGAGUGCAGAAGAUGAAGAACAUGCUACAGAACAUACUGCAAAUCACCAUGUGUCUCAGCCCCCCCAGCCCGUCUUUCCAGCAUGUAUCUGUGCUGCUGUACUGCCCAUUGUCCACCUUAUGGAGGAUGGAGAUGUUCGUGAAGAUGGUGUAGCAGUGAGUGCUGUCGCUCAGCAGGUUUUGUGGAAUUGCUUGAUUGAGGAUCCCUCCACUGUCCUCCGACACUUCCUGGAGAAACUCACCAUCAGUAAUAGACAAGAUGAGCUGAUAUACAUGUUGAGAAAGCUGCUUCUGAACAUUGGAGAUUUUCCUGCACAGACCUCACACAUUUUGUUCAACUAUCUGGUUGGCCUAAUCAUGUACUUUGUCCGCACUCCAUGUGAAUGGGGUAUGGAUGCCAUAUCAGCUACAUUGACUUUCUUAUGGGAAGUGGUUGGAUAUGUGGAGGGUCUGUUUUUCAAAGACCUAAAACAGACCAUGAAGAAGGAGCAGUGUGAAGUUAAACUAUUGGUAACAGCGUCAAUGCCCGGUACAAAGACUCUUGUGGUUCAUGGACAGAAUGAGUGUGAUAUCCCCACCCAGCUGCCAGUGCAUGAAGACACACAAUUUGAGGCUCUACUAAAGGAAUGUCUGGAGUUUUUCAAUAUAGCUGAUUCCCAGUCUGCCAAUUACUUUCUGAUGGACAAACGGUGGAAUCUGAUUCAUUACAACAAGACCUACGUGCGUGACAUUUAUCCAUUUAGAAGAUCUGUUUCACCGCAGCUAAACUUGAUCCACAUGCCACCUGAAAAAGGACAAGAACUGAUUCAAAAACAGGUCUUCACCCGGAAGUUGGAAGAAGUUGGACGAGUCCUCUUCCUAAUAUCAUUGACACAGAAGAUUCCUACUGCCCAUAAACAGUCCCAUGUGUCUAUGCUUCAAGAAGAUCUCCUACGCUUGCCCUCAUUCCCUCGAAGUGCCAUCGAUGCUGAGUUCUCGCUCUUCAAUGACCCACAAGCUGGGAAGGAAUUGUUCGGUCUGGACACCCUGCACAAGAGCCUUUGGAUAAAACUCCUGGAAGAGAUGUUCUUGGGAAUGCCCAGUGAAUAUCCCUGGGGAGAUGAGAUUAUGCUCUUUCUCAAUGUCUUCAAUGGAGCAUUGAUUCUACACCCAGAGGACAGCGCCCUCCUGAGGCAAUAUGCUGCUACUGUCAUUAACACCGCUGUUCACUUCAACCACCUUUUCUCUCUUAGUGGAUACCAGUGGAUACUUCCCACAAUGUUACAGGUUUACGCUGAUUAUGAAAGUAACCCUCAGCUGCGCCAAGCCAUUGAGUUUGCCUGCAGACAAUUUUAUAUACUUCACCGUAAACCGUUUGUGCUGCAGCUGUUUGCCAGUGUUGCACCUCUUCUAGAUCUCCCGGAUGGAGUGAGCAGCACCUCGUCCAGUAAGGGGGUAUCUUCCCAGUGCCUUUUUGACCUUCUCCAGUCCUUGGAAGGAGACACCGCUGACAUCCUGGACAUUUUAGAGCUGGUGAAAGCUGAACGCCCUCUAAAAUCUUUAGAUUUCUGCUAUGGAAAUGAAGAUAUGGCUUUCUCCAUCAGCGAGUGUAUCAAGCUCUGUGUGACAGUCGUAGCAUAUGCUCCAGAAUCUUUCAGAAGCCUGCAGAUGCUGAUGGUGCUGGAAGCACUGGUCCCCUGUUACCUGCAGAAGUUGAAGCAUCAGACAUCUCAGCUGGAAACGGUGUCUGCUGCCCGUGAGGAAAUCGCUGCUACAGCUGCUUUGGCUACCUCCCUCCAGGCCUUGUUAUACAGUGUAGAGGCGCUGACAAGGCCCAUGACUGCUCCACAGAUGAGCAGAGGAGACCAGGGUCAUAAAGGAGCAACAACAUCCAAUCACACCAUGUCUGCUGGGGUUAACCUCAGAGAUAAUCUUCACUUGCUGGAAGAAGGGCAGGGUCUACCUAGGGAAGAGCUUGAUGAAAGGAUUGCAAGAGAAGAAUUCCGAAGACCUCGAGAGUCUCUACUCAACAUCUGCACAGAGUUCUACAAGCACUGUGGCCCCAGACUAAAGAUUCUACAGAACCUGGCUGGAGAGCCCAGAGUUACUUCUCUUGAACUCUUGGAUGUAAAAUCACACAUGAGGUUGGCAGAAAUUGCCCAUUCGCUUCUAAAACUGGCACCUUAUGAUACACAGACCAUGGAGAGCAAGGGACUGAAGCGAUAUAUUAUGGAGAUGUUGCCUAUAACAGACUGGACAGCAGAGGCAGUGAGGCCAGCCCUCAUUCUCAUUCUAAAGAGACUGGAUCGUAUGUUCAAUAAAAUUCACAAAAUGCCAACUUUAAGGCGACAGGUUGAGUGGGAACCUGCUAGCAAUUUGAUAGAAGGGGUUUGUUUGACACUUCAGAGGCAGCCUAUCAUAUCCUUCCUGCCUCACCUUAGGUCAUUGAUCAAUGUUUGUGUCAACCUGGUAAUGGGUGUGGUGGGACCAUCUAGCGUUGCAGAUGGCUUACCUCUUCUUCACCUCAGUCCAUACCUCUCCCCACCUCUCCCCUUCAGCACAGCUGUCGUUAGGCUUGUGGCACUACAGAUUCAGGCGUUGAAAGAAGACUUCCCGCUUAGUCAUGUGAUUUCACCAUUUACUAACCAAGAGAGGCGAGAGGGAAUGCUACUGAAUCUUCUGAUUCCUUUUGUGCUCACUGUGGGAUCAGGAAGCAAAGAUAGUCCUUGGCUAGAGCAGCCGGAGGUGUUUCUUCUACUUCAGACUGUCAUAAAUAUCCUACUGCCACCGAGGAUCAUCAGCACUUCCCGCAGCAAGAAUUUCAUGUUAGAGAGUUCUCCUGCCCACUGCUCGACCCCAGGGGAUGCUGGGAAAGAUCUCCGCAGAGAAGGACUGGCUGAGUCUACCAGCCAGGCUGCUUAUCUUGCCUUGAAAGUCAUCCUGGUGUGUUUCGAGAGGCAGUUGGGAAGCCAGUGGUACAGGUUGAGCCUCCAGGUCAAGGAGAUGGCCCUGAGGAAAGUUGGGGGAUUGGCGCUGUGGGACUUCCUGGACUUCAUUGUGAGAACGCGUAUCCCAAUAUUUAUACUGCUGAGACCUUUCAUACAAUGCAAGCUAUUGGCACAGCCAGCAGAGACUCAGGACGAGCUAAGUGCCCGGCAACACAUUGCAGAUCAGCUGGAACGUCGCUUCAUUCCAAGACCUCUGUGUAAGAGCUCACUCAUCAAUGAAUUCAACAGUGAACUAAAAAUUCUGAAGGAAGCCGUGCACAGUGGAUCAGCAUACCAAGGAAAAACCUCGAUCAGCACAGUGGGAACUUCUACCUCUGCUUACCGUCUGAGUCUAGCCACAAUGUCCCGCUCCAACACAGGCACAGGGACUGUCUGGGAACAGGACAGUGAGCAUUCUCAGCAAGCCUCGCAGGACACGCUAAGUCGCACAGAUGAGGAAGAAGAAGAAAAUGACUCUGUGAGCAUGCCCAGUGUGGUAAGUGAACAAGACGCGUACCUGCUGAGUGCCAUUGGGAGAAGACGUUUCUCCAGUCACACAUCUUGCAUAUCUGUCCCUCAGGCUGAGGGUGGCCUGCUUCCCAGCCAAAGCGAACCUAAUGUUCUUGACGACUCCCAUGGGCGUGAUGGCGAGAUGAGCCUGUCUAGGGUAGCAAGUGUCCAGAGUGAACCAGGCCAUCAGAACCUUCUAAUUCAGCAACCUCUGGGUCGGAAACGGGGCCUAAGGCAGGGGACUUUCUCUCCUUCUCACCUGGUUCAGCUCCGAAGACCAUUGCUCUCACGUCAAAAAACUCAAACUGAACCAAGAAGUCGGCAUGGGGCAAGGCUUUCGACCACUCGUAGGAGUAUACAGCCAAAGACCAAGCAACUAGUGGAUCAGAAGCGAUCAGUAACCUUUACUGAGACACAGCCAUCUACUUCUCAUGCCGAUGUCCCUUCUGUAGCUACACGUUCCGGCUGUAGCCCGGCUCCAUCCAGCAAACAGGUGUCUGCAGAAAGCCCUGUACUCACCUCCUCUCCAUCCAUCACCGUGGCUGAUCUGCACAGCCAAAAUGACAGCCAGAGAGGGGGCCACUUCCUGGGGAAGGAGGACAUUGAGCCCAGCAGGUCAAUGGUGGCCCCACUUUUGCAUAGAUCUCCAUCCUCCCAUCUUUCAGACACUGAUGACUUUGGUGGCCUGGAAACCAGUAGCUUGCUCCAGUAUGGAGACACAGUCCUACACAUCACUGAAGACACUGGGACAGAGAAUCCUCUUGUCUCUGGACACUUUAACUUCUCCCACAUUGAGUUGGGGGAGACAGAUGUGGACCUCGAUGAGUCCCAUGUGUAAACCUGAUAUUUCAUCCACUCAGUACCCUCACUCUGAUUUAGCGGUGUACCUCACUCUUGUUAAAAAGCUAACUCCUUGUGAUGGCACGUGCCCUAAACACGUAGAGCACUUCCUAUCCUUUUGUUGUGUUUCUGUUUUGUUUACUCUUGAGAGAAGGUGCUCCUUUGACCUUGUCGCUGUGCUUUCGGGUGUGUGCACAGUUUAAGUGUGUUGUUAAGGGGCUACCUCCUGUGUAAGUAAAACAACAACAACUGUGGUCAGUGUUAAUGUGCUAUAUCAAAGUGAAUUGUAUUACGUAUGCAUCUUGCUUCCAGCUUUAACAUAUCUCAGGCUUAGGAAAUAAAAUAGAACUCUGAGAGACUAGCGUGGAAAACAUCACUGCCACAAAGAGAUAGAUAAUGAAUGUCACUCCAGUUGCUCUGGACUGUAAUGAGCAUGUGCGUACAAAAGAAAGAAAAGGAAAUCAUCGCAGACCAUAGCACACUCAUUAAAAAUAGCGAAAAAUCUCAUUUUUAAUCUUCAUAAUACCAUAACAUAGAGUGGAAGGCACAUAACGUGGAGACUCGACAGCCUACAUGUUUCGUGUCACGAGAAACUUUCUCUUGAUAAGAGUCUUAUGACAUGACACGAGUAGACUGCCAAGUUUUCAUCAUGUGUACCUUUCCGUGUAUGUUGAGGGUUUUAAAAAGAUUCAGAAUUAAAAUACUUUGCUCUGUUGAACGAGCAGUGGAGUCUGCGAUGAUCGACUUCUCUUUUUUUUGCACAUGUAGCGCUUCAGUGGACUGACGAUCCUAGGUUUGAAAUCAAGGUGGGGGCUACAACUAGUUUUUACUCAUGCCGUAAUGGCGCUGCUGCAGUUAUAUGAAUUAUAGCACACCUUCAUGUAAGGAAGGUACCUUUUCCUUGCUUUUUCCUUAAAUAUAAAGUGAGCAUAUAUUUCUUAGUUGGCCGGACACAGCAUGAAGCGAGCUGUGAUCCACAGCAGCUGAAAUGCUUGUCCUUAAUCUGCUGCCUCUGUUUAUGGACCUGGGGCUGCCCCUGUUACUGUGAGUUUAGAAAUCAAUGCUGCUUUCAAGUUUGUUUGAAUACAAAUGAUGUGUGUUCCCCUGGCUCACUGUAUUGUUUUUACCAUAUCACUGUGUUUUUUUCGUGUGUUUCCUCUUUUUAUCUAUGAAGACUUUUUAAUAUUGUUUGUAACAGUAAACUGUAAGUGUCUGUUUUAUUUAUUGUAUGUAAUGUGUUGCAGGUCCAACUGAAAGCAAAGGACACAACAAAUUACACAAAAUGUUUGGAUUGUAAAUGGCUCUUUCUGCUUUUAGUUGGGUUUGCUGCUGUUUUAUGUGUUUGUUCCAAAUGUCAGUUUAUAACUUGGUUAAAGAACCAGAGAAAGCAAGUUAGUAUAGGAAGGGUGCGUGUGCACUUACGGUAAUUGUUUUCAGAGCUGCUCCAAUGAAGACCAACAUUGAAGACCAACAACUAUAUGUUUGGUUUUGGAGUUUUAUUUUUGACUUGCAAUUUGAUAACUGACCACUGGGGUUGUUUAGACUAAAAGGGUCUUUAAGCAGUAUUUGUUUUAUUCUGUAUGGAUCUUUUCUUUAAUCCUUUUAUGGGCUCUGACCAUUUUGGUGAGUGCUACUACAUCUUGAACAGGAGUGGUCAGUGACCAUUUUGGUCUAGUCUGGUCUGGGUGUGCCAAAAAUGUUUCCAGCUGCUAUGUUAUUUCUUGGCUAAGUGACUGGGCUAUCCUCUCGGAUUAAAAGCUGUCCGCUUACCCCUGUUAAAGAGAGGUAUGUGACAUUAUGUUUGGAAAGAGUCAAAUAGUCUACAGUAGGAAGACCAUCAAUUUAGAGGAUGUAGGAGCAGGUGAUAUGAAGACAUAGGUCAACAGGUGGACAGCUACAAACAGUGUAGCUGGUAUUACAUUCUUCAGUGAAAAUGAUCCCUGUAAUGUGAGUAGAUCUUGCUGAUUUCACAAAAAUGAAUACACAUUUAAUAAGGUUCUGUUUAAAGAGUUACUCCAACCAUCAUGGGGUGGAGUGGUUAUGAUGAUGCCACAAUGAUAAUGUACAUUUUAUCAUGUUUUGACCUUUCUCUCAUUCUGUGUAAAGCACACACUGUGGUUCUACAUUGCACAGCACUAAAUAAUGAGGUUUGUCACAUAAGAAACUUACAAAAAGCAGAUCUUUUACAUGUUAUAGGAAAUUCCUUUAUUUGUGAUUUUGAAAGAAGAACUUGCUAACCUUUGGAACUUGGAAUAUACUCUUGUUGCCUACUGUACAAUAAAAAUAAAAUAUAUUUGCCGAACAUGGGUAGCAGGAUUUAAUAAAUGUUCAUAGUUAAACAAUUUAGUUGGGCCAUUUUUAAAAUUCUGCUGUUUUGUGAGUUCACAAAGUGUUCUGUUAAAUCACGACCGUAGGAUGACUUAAAUUCCACAUUGAAGAUACAUUGUCAUAUGUAUUUAAAGUUCACUUUUUAAACCUAUAUCCAAAGUUUAAUUUGACAAAUCUAAUAUAUCAAAUUAUAUAAGUGAAGAUUAGUUUUAACCAUGCUUAAUUUUUCCUGCCAUCAUUGUUCACACAGUUGGAGUUGUGUGAUUAUAUAUUAGUUUAUUACUAAAACAAGCCUGUAAAAUGACACUACGGCUGCUAUUUAAGUUUACCAAACUUUGUAGAAGGCAUUAUUUUAUUAAUAUAAGGAUGUAUACAUGGGGAAAAAAAAUACCCCGCCACAGCCUUCCUCCCAUAUGAGAAUAUAUGGUUUACUUUGAGGUCCAUUGUUGAGCUUUUCUGGUCUGCACCUUCGCCGAGUUCAUAUUCAUGUUCUGAGUUGACGUUCUCUGUUAGUGUCAGAGCUUUACCACUGCAACAAUUCCAUAAUAGCAGUGAUAGUGCAGACCAAAAGGUCUCUGGGUCCAUCCCCAUGCAGUGGGUGCACUGGGCUCGUGGGGGAGAUCUUUGAUCUCUCUCAAUGGCUCAUGAAGGGACACAGGAUCAUCUGCAUGGACCAUCCGUGGUACCCUAUGGCAGUCAACUCUGCAGCCUUAAGGUAGCGCCAGCCCUGUUGAUGUCCCCCGGUGCGGUCCUCAACCCUGCACUUCCUACUAUUAAUAGAAAUUGUGGGAAACUGAUUAUGUAAUUUGGGUGCAGGCAAGCUUCCACUCUUUCUCUCCUUAUAUCCAUAUAGUCGAGGAGAAAGACAAGCAUCAGCUAAGUAUAUCCAAUAUUGUAAGCAAAGUGUGUAGAAUAAAAUAUAAACCUAUCUAAUAAAUAGUUUACAGUGAUUGGCUCACUUGAGUUAGAACUUCAAGGGUUUCUUAUAAUAUAGGUAUGAUUCCAGGUUCCAAUUGUUUAACAAGUGAAGAAGAUUCAACCAUUUCAGGGAUAUUUACAAAAAUUGAGACUUUCCAAGAAUUCAAAGUGCAUUUCGAAUUUAAGGCCAAAGUAACUGAACUGGGAAAAAUUCAACUAUGCUUCCACUUCAGCUAUAUUGGCCUUAAUUGUAAAGUUCCCUUUGAAUUAACUUUAAGUUAUGACAAUUCUCAGUUUAGUAAAUCACCCUGUAGGUGUUCAAACAAAGCUAGUCAUUAAAAUAUUUGAUUUCCACCAAAUCAAGUGACAACACCCACCAAUGUGUAGAAGAAUAAAACAGCUGACAGAGCUCCAGGAAGUUGGAUAGCCAGUAUGGUCGUACUAUCUGAUACUUGAAAUGUUACUGAAAGAUUUAACAAACAUGGGUUAAAAUGUUUGGCUGUCUAUUGCCAAUUAAAUAGAAAUAUAUAUGUAUGUGUGUGAGCGCUCAUGUUACUGAAAUAUCACGAGUUGUGUCAAAACAUACGAGAUGCUUUA